Penicillium brasilianum is the source of this 1098-nucleotide messenger RNA. The record is from the annotation of a GenBank genome assembly. NCBI's taxonomy places the organism in Eukaryota, Fungi, Ascomycota, Eurotiomycetes, Eurotiales, Aspergillaceae.
CUUCCGCCAUAUCGAAGCAACGGUGACUUCCAAAUCGAAAUCACUCAACCUCAACACUUCUCUGCUAUCGUUACCACACUACCAAGCCAUCAUGGCUUCCUCCUCGAAGUCCCCGAGCUCCUUGCUCUACUCGUGCAUCGCCCACCGAACUACUAUCCUGGCCGAACACUCUUCCCCGGGGACCUCCUCUACCGCCGCUUCCUCCCUCGCCUCCAUCAUCCUCCCCAAGAUCUCCCACGACAAGUCUCAGAAGUUAACCUACACCCAUGAACGGCUCUUCGUCCAUUACAUCGCCGACUCACCCUCCGGCGGCGCAGUUGAUGACCAAAGUGGCCGUGCGGAGCCCAGCUCCUACGCACCCCUAAGCUUCAUCGUCGUGGCAUCCGCCGAGCAAGGCCGCCGCAUCCCCUUCGCAUACCUCCUAGAGAUGAAGCGCAAGUUCCUAACGACCUACCCACCCUCGAGCACGGAUUACUCCUCACUCCCGGCCUACGGCUGCGCAGCGUUCAAUACCGAGAUUCGCUCCCUGCUGCAUACAUACAAUACCACUCCGCCAGCGGACUCACUCGCCUCGGCGCGUCGUGAGAUCGACAGUGUCCGUGACAUUAUGACUGAGAAUAUUGAGCGGGUCCUCGAGCGCGGAGAACGGAUUGAUUUAUUGGUUGAUAAGACGGAUCGACUUGGUGGGAAUGCGCAUGAUUUCCGUAUUCGCAGCCGUGGUUUGCGACGACAGAUGUGGUGGAAGAAUGCCAAGUUGAUGGUCCUGCUGGGAUUCGUGAUUAUUUUCCUGCUUUACCUUUUUGUCGGAAUGGGCUGUGGGCUUCCAGCCUGGGGGAAAUGCGUUGGUCACUCCCGGUGAGAAAGAACACUGAUGAUUCCAGUUUGAUUCGACAAGCUACCAUGAGCUCUUUCUUUAUCCCUUUAUUGUCUUCCUCUUUUCGAUGGAUUCUUUAGCUCUGAUGAGUUACGAUACACGGUUGAUGCCAUGCGCUCGCUUUUUUUGACGUUUCUGCAUUUUGAAGCUCCAUUUAUGUGUACAUUAAGUCCAUUCAGCAUCCAUUCUCUUCAAAAUAUAUGCGGGUUUUUCGUAUUCACAGA